AUGAACGGCAAGCACCCCCACGAUGAUCCGCCUCCUGCGCCAACAAAAUCGCGAAUCUCGAAGAGUCGCUACGGCGUCUGGGACUUCUACGAGGAAAUAUUCCAGCAUGCUCAGCGGCCUGGGUGGCGAGCGUCUCUCCAGCACAAAUUCCGCGAAUUCUCGGACGGUUGGCCCCACGUGCGCCGCAUGAUCACGGAUGUCGCGAACAUACCAGGAUGCAUAAGGCUCGCGAUCAUCUAUGCGAUUUGCGAGAUUGCUAUCUCAGUCCUUCCCGCGGGUUCGAUCUGGUUCGAAGGGCAGCUUCUGACCAUCAUUCAAACCGCCAUCGACUCCCGCACAGUCAACGCAGGCCUUCUCCUGCGCAUCUCUCUUGGCCGCCUGGUCUGCAGCCUCCUCAUCGUCUUGGUCAACCGCUUCCGAAAGUCGAUCGAGGGCCCGUUGAAUGCCCGCAUCCGCCGCUGGUACGCCGCCCAUGCAUUCGCCGCCGCCGCCCGUCUCGACGUCCCCACGUUCCACUCGCCCACCGCCCGGCGCGCGCUAAACGACACCGACAACACGUCGUGGGGCAAGACCGUCGUCUGGGCGACGCUACAGCUCGUGGCGGACAUCGCAGGUGCGGGAGUGCAGCUCAUUGCGCACGCACUCGUCCUCUUCGGCGUCCUGAGACAGCAGCGCGACGGCAUGCUGCUCGUUAUGGUGACGUUGGUCAGUCAAGUGUGGACUUGGGGAAGCUACAUGUCCGUCUUCAGCCCGGCCAAACUGUGGCUUGCGCGAACGGUGAAUGCGGCCUUCAUCAAGACGCGCGGCCUGAAGCGCAUCGUUCAGGACGGAAAUUUCCGAAAGGAGUUCGUAGCGGGAAACAUGGGCGAAUUCGCUACCUCAGAAUACACUUCCGCUGCAGAAAUAGUCGGAGAUCAAGACGCGGACUGGUGGGAAUGGAACGACCAAGUCUUUGACGGCUCCCGCAAGUGGAUCGAGAUUCUCGAAGGGCCGUUCGCGUUUAUACCCCAGCUCAUCUUUGUCGUGCGCGCCGUGAACUAUCCCACGGAGCUCCCGGUGUCGCUUGCUUCGCUUCAGCUCGUACAAAGCGCGACGACUACAUUCGCGUUCACGAUGGUUCAGCUGAUUGCACGCCUCCAGUCGGUCAGUACGCAGCUCGCUAACGUGCAAAAGAUGUACAACGUGCGCGACAUUCCCAACGAGAUUGUCGAUGGGACCGUUCCGUUUCCCGAAGACACAGCGCAGAUUCGAUAUGGCAUAUCUUUGGAGUUCCGGAACGUGUCUUUCAAGUACCCGGAGUCGGAGAACUGGGCACUCCGGAACGUCUCUUUCAACAUUCUUCCCGGUCAACUUUGCGUAAUCGUCGGCUCCAACGGCUCGGGAAAGAGCACCAUUCUGAAGCUCGUCACUCGGCUCUACGACCCUCAGGAGGGCGAGAUCUUCUUCGGCGGGCACGACAUACGCGCCCUCAAGCUCUCCGAUCUGCGCGACGCCGUCUCCGUUCUCUUCCAAGACUAUACGCUCUUCCCCCUCUCGAUCGCCGACAACAUCGGCCUCGGCCGCCCCGCGCACGCGCACGACGCCUCCCGAAUCGCCGACGCGCUCCACCUAGCCGACGCGACGGCCCUCGUUGCGAAGCUCCCCAAGGGCGCACAAACGUUCCUAGACCCCCCAGUCGAUGACGAGUACUCGUCCCUGCUCGAAGACACCCCGCUGCCCGGGGGCCCGCCUGGUGUGGUGGUCGACUACACGGCGCUCAAGGCUGCGGCGAGCGUGGAGAAGGCGAGUGAAGCCGGCCUCAGCGGCGGGCAGAUGCAGCGGCUCGCGGUCGCGCGCACGUUCAUGCGCUCUGUCGUGGGCGGGGACUCGCCCGUGGGACUCAUGCUCUUCGACGAGCCGAGCGCUGCGCUGGACCCUAUCGCCGAGCACAACCUGUUCGACCGCCUGCGCGAGCUCCGGGGGAGCAAGACGCUCUUGUUCUCCUCGCACCGCUUCGGGAAGCUCACGCGGCACGCGGACCUCAUAUUAUACAUGAACGAGUCCGUGGUUGUCGAGGCGGGCACGCACACCGCGCUCAUCGCCGCAGGCGGCGAGUACGCGCGACUGUGGCAAAUUCAGGUGGAAGCGUUUAUAUCAUGA
Molecule: messenger RNA, 2139 nt
Organism: Epithele typhae
Lineage: Eukaryota; Fungi; Basidiomycota; Agaricomycetes; Polyporales; Epitheliaceae
Product: HlyB/MsbA family ABC transporter
Exons: 12
Coding region: 1-2139 (712 amino acids)
Biological process (GO): transmembrane transport
Molecular function (GO): ATPase-coupled lipid transmembrane transporter activity; ATP hydrolysis activity; ATP binding
Source: RefSeq, a predicted model, not a curated record